This is a messenger RNA of Pestalotiopsis fici W106-1, 1335 nucleotides long. RefSeq lists its product as uncharacterized. Gene Ontology annotation, biological process: regulation of DNA-templated transcription; aflatoxin biosynthetic process. Lineage: Eukaryota; Fungi; Ascomycota; Sordariomycetes; Amphisphaeriales; Sporocadaceae. Bases 1 to 1335 code for a protein of 444 amino acids. The record is from RefSeq and is a predicted model, not a curated record. The transcript has a single exon. Gene Ontology annotation, molecular function: zinc ion binding; DNA-binding transcription factor activity, RNA polymerase II-specific; DNA binding. Gene Ontology annotation, cellular component: nucleus.
AUGGAAGCAGCCGACCCAAAUAACAAUCUCACAAUUACUUCACCCUCCACACUCUUGUCGAAUCCAACGCAGCCACCCGCGCAACCGUUGAAGCUUCGUGACAGCUGCCAUGCAUGUGCCUCUUCAAAAGUCAAAUGCCACAAGGAAAAGCCAACAUGUUCGCGCUGCCGAAAGCGCGGAAUCACCUGCGAGUACUUUGCACACAGGCGUCCUGGACGAAAGCAGGAGAAUCGUGCAAAAGACACGACAAAUCAUGUCGAAAGGCAAGAGAACACAACAGCAGUCGAAAUGCUGGACCUAAACUGGCCGGCGCCGGAUUUCUCCACUCAAACAUCCAUUGCCAACGACAACUUGGACGUUUUCCACGAUAUCUUUGUACCUCCAGACCAAUUAAAUAAUGGUCUGACCGAUUUUACCAUCGACUUUGAUGAUUUCGAUAUCCAGUCAGAUCCCGCCGAAAUAGCUUCGCUGCCCGACACUUCGAGUUUAGAGUCCAUGUUUGUCACGUCUCCGACGGCCCCCACGGAUACGAUCACCCCCAACGUGAUCACCCCCAACGUGGGAUUGUCAGUUCUAGAGGGCUUACCUGACACUACACACCACACGCAAGCCAUCAAUCUUGCAAGCUACAUCCAAACACCGCCGACAGAGAAAACUCCUGACUCUCGAAUCAAACAUCUUGAAGAGAACAAAGAUCCAUGCAUGACGCGAGCCUUGAGCUUUUUGACGCAGCUUUCCGAAAGCACGUCGAGAAUAUGCAAAACCUCCGAGACUGGAUGCUCGGGGACCAAUAAGAAGAGCCUACCAGAAUCUCUUGAUGGCAUCAUUGCAGAAAACAGGAGACUCCUAGAAGCCAUGAGCAAUAUUCUUCAGUGUCGAUGCUCAGAGGAUGACGACCUGCUGUGUAUACAGGCGAUAGUCGCUUCCAAAAUACUGAACCUCUAUGCAUCGGCAAUUGAGAUCAAGCCAAGUCCGGCCAGGGUCGGAUCAGGAGUCUCGACGCAUACUACAGCGGGCCAGUAUGAACCACAAGUCGAGCAGCAAUUAUCCACAAGAACACACCCGCAACUAGCCAGUGGGCGAGACCCCAUCCGCAUGGCGGCCCAAUCUGUCCUGGGCGAGCUACAUCGAGUCCAACGGCUGCUCAGCCAGAUGUUACAAAAGUCCAAAGACAAUGAGACAAUGAGACGGAAAGGAAGUGAAAAUGGACUGCGCGCAGUCGCAGACAAGGUCCCGCUGACUUCGGGGGUCUCUUUUGGAUCUAUAGAGGCAGAUCUACGAUAUAAACUUGGUAAACUAAGUAUAGAAAUUAUUACACUACUGCGGGGCGCCUAG